Macrosiphum euphorbiae (potato aphid) is the source of this 414-nucleotide messenger RNA. NCBI's taxonomy places the organism in Eukaryota, Metazoa, Arthropoda, Insecta, Hemiptera, Aphididae. The record is from the annotation of a GenBank genome assembly.
AUGUCUGGCGACGAAGAAGCAUCCAAAUCAUUACCGUCCACAUCUGAAACGACUGAAACCAACAACAUUGCAGAGUCAACUGAACAGAGUACAGAAGGUGGUGGCGACACCAAUGCCGGUGCAUUAGAAGUUACUGAUGAUAAAGCUGCGGCUGCAGAUGAAUACAUUCGUUUACGCGUGAUAACUAGCGAUAUGACCAAUGAGGUGCACUUCCGUGUAAAGGCUGCCACAGCCUUGGUUCGCCUGAAACGCUCAUACUGCAGCAAGUUGGGUUUUCAGGUGGACGAGCUGCGUUUUGUGUUUGAUGGUCAUCGAAUCACUGAUGAUGAUACCCCAAAAAAGCUAGGUAUGAUCAAUGACGAUGUCAUAGAAAUUUAUCAAGAAAGAACUGGUGGUGGCAUGCAAUGUUUGUAA